AUGGGGGACAAGCCAAAGCACAGAAAGGGCUUAUGGUCACCCGAAGAAGACCAGAAGCUCAGAAACUAUGUCCUCAAACAUGGACACGUCUGCUGGAGCUCUGUCCCUGUCAACGCUGAGCUGCAGAGGAAUGGGAAGAGCUGCAGGUUAAGGUGGCUUAAUUACUUAAGACCAGGAUUAAAACGAGGGCUAUUCUCCGCACAAGAAGAGGAGACUGUCCUCACCCUUCAUCGCAUGUUGGGUAACAAGUGGUCACAAAUUGCACAACAUUUGCCUGGAAGAACAGAUAAUGAGAUAAAGAAUCAUUGGCACUCCUAUCUUAAGAAGAGAGCUCUCAUAGCUGAACCUCAAAACAAGACGCAAUGCGGCAAUCCAAGCUCAGACCACUACAUCGACUCUGCAAAAACACUUGAAAACCAGGCAAAAUCUUAUCAACCUGCAACCAUGCAGGGCUUUGGUCUUCCCGAACCAGAGGUUUUAUUCGCUGAAUGGCUAACACCAGAUCAUGUUCAUCAUGGAAGCUUGGAUGUGUUUGGUAAUUACUCAAGCCUCGAGGAUGGUCUAAUGCAAGGCCAUCUAUUCAAUGAAGGAACAGCAUUUGGUGGCAAGUAUGAUACCAAUAAUCCUGCAAGUGAUGCUUCAACAAGUGACGUGUUUGGUUCAGUGUUCAAAUUUUAGGAUCAGAGUCCAGGGACGGGAGUGACCGGCAGUUUCAUUGAUUUCAACAGUACUGGGCAUGAUAUAUGUAGUAGUCAAUGUAACAUCAAACACAUGAUCUUGUGUAGUGUGUUAACCAAUCUCAUGCAUGAAAAAUAUCAAAUUAAUGU
Messenger RNA from Tripterygium wilfordii, 827 nucleotides. Its product is annotated as transcription factor LAF1-like. Bases 1 to 678 code for a protein of 225 amino acids. The transcript has 3 exons. The record is from RefSeq and is a predicted model, not a curated record. NCBI's taxonomy places the organism in Eukaryota, Viridiplantae, Streptophyta, Magnoliopsida, Celastrales, Celastraceae.